GGUCCAUCCGAGUGGGCCAAGCAGUCAACAGCCGAUCCGAGAAUUAACAAGGAAAAUUAAUGAUUAACGUUCAGUUUAGAAUCUCCCAUUUUUUGUCCUUUCUCUCACUUUCUAAAUAUAAAAUCUCAAUGUUCGGAGGAGAGAAGCUCAUUUCCACAGAAAAAACAGGGACGUAAGAGAGAAGAGAGUCAAAGAAGCCUAACCAAUUUUUGAAUUCCUGAAUCGUAUGUUGUUUUCUUGCCUUUUUCCUCCCUGGUUUCUUGGAAUCCAAACGCCUUUAACGUUGUUCUUCGUAAGCCAACGGUUUAAGAGAGAAAGUUUUCAAACUUAGUAAAACAGAGAUUUUGAUUCGGAAAAAGUGUUGAAAUUAAAAAAUUAUUCGUUCAAUAGAGAAAAAAAAAAAGAAAGUUGAAAUAAAGAUGGCGCAAUUUGGAGUGAAACGGAGUGUUUUGAGAUCGAUAAUGUUGAAUUCCCUCAGCUUUGCUUUAGCUUUCACGUUAGUUUCAGCUGAGAGAAGCUUGAAGCAUGGAGAAUCCACCAAGGAAUCUGAAACAAAUUAUAAUUCUUUUCUCAAAGCUAUUAAUUUCUUCUGGCAAUCUAAUCAAUCAGGUUAUCACCAUGUUUGGCCUGAAAUGGAAUUUAGUUGGCAAAUUGUGCUGGGAAGUAUAAUUGGAUUCUUUGGAGCAGCGUUUGGGAGUGUAGGAGGAGUUGGUGGAGGUGGCAUUUUUGUUCCUAUGCUUAGCCUUGUUAUUGGGUUUGAUCCAAAGUCAGCCACAGCUAUUUCAAAAUGUAUGAUCAUGGGUGCAGCAGCUUCAACUGUUUACUACAACCUUAAGCUAAGGCAUCCUACACUUGAUAUGCCUGUCAUCGAUUAUGAUUUGGCUCUGCUUAUCCAGCCAAUGCUCAUGCUGGGAAUUAGCAUAGGAGUCGCAUUUAACGUGAUCUUUGCAGAUUGGAUGCUCACAGUUUUACUUAUCAUUCUCUUUAUAGGAACAUCAACAAAGGCAUUCUACAGGGGUGUUGAAACGUGGAAAAAAGAAACCUUACUGAAAAAGGAGGCUGCCAGGCGUUUGGAAUCAAAUGGUACUGGUAGUGGAGAUGUGGAAUACAAGCCUCUUCCUAGUGGCCCAAACAUUGACCUUCCGAAGGAUAACACAGACAAAGAAGUCACUAUUUGGGAGAACGUUUGUUGGAAAGAACUUGGGCUUCUUUGUUUUGUUUGGAUUGCAUUCCUUGUACUGCAGAUUGCCAAGAAUCAUACAGUUAUUUGUUCAGCAGUGUAUUGGGUGUUGAACUUGUUGCAGAUCCCUGUUUCACUUGGGGUAUCUAUUUAUGAAGCAGUUAGUCUGUAUAAAGGACGGAGAGUAAUUGCAUCCAACGGAGAUCAAGGCACAAAUUGGCGAUUGCAUCAGCUUGCUACCUAUUGUGCUUGUGGACUACUAGCCGGAAUUGUCGGUGGUCUACUUGGCCUAGGUGGAGGAUUUAUCAUGGGUCCACUAUUCUUGGAACUGGGUGUCCCUCCUCAGGUCUCGAGUGCUACUGCUACCUUUGCCAUGAUCUUCUCCUCAUCCAUGUCUGUUGUAGAAUAUUACCUUCUGAAACGAUUUCCCGUACCAUAUGCUCUCUACUUCACUGCUGUGGCUACCAUUGCUGCCCUUAUCGGCCAGCAUAUUGUCAGAAGACUGAUAAUUGUAUUUGGAAGGGCAUCUCUGAUCAUCUUCAUUCUAACCUUCACAGUUUUCGUUAGUGCGGUAUCACUAGGUGGUGCUGGCAUAUCAAACAUGAUAAGGCAGAUUGAGAGGAAUGAAUACAUGGGAUUUGAGAACCUCUGCAAGUAUGAAGGCUGACAUGUAAUUUUCUUUUUCUUUUUUCUCAUUUGAUCCCCUAAUUACAAUUAACCUGGUGUGUUAUUUGUUGUUUAAAAGCAAUAAAAAUUGCUUUCUGUUUGUACUGUUUCUUGGGCUACUCUCAUUUUUCACUUUCCAUGUUGUAUUUAACAAAGACUCUUGGGGAUGUUCCAAAAUGGAAAAAGAAACACAUGGACUUGUAGUGACAACAGAAUUUUUAA
Durio zibethinus is the source of this 2068-nucleotide messenger RNA. RefSeq names its product sulfite exporter TauE/SafE family protein 3-like. NCBI's taxonomy places the organism in Eukaryota, Viridiplantae, Streptophyta, Magnoliopsida, Malvales, Malvaceae. The record is from RefSeq and is a predicted model, not a curated record. Gene Ontology annotation, biological process: protein ubiquitination. Gene Ontology annotation, cellular component: Cul4A-RING E3 ubiquitin ligase complex; membrane.